Messenger RNA from Solea senegalensis (Senegalese sole), 2110 nucleotides. RefSeq names its product microtubule-associated protein 6a (gene map6a). The record is from RefSeq and is a predicted model, not a curated record. Gene Ontology annotation, molecular function: calmodulin binding; microtubule binding. The transcript has 5 exons. Gene Ontology annotation, biological process: microtubule cytoskeleton organization; cytoskeleton-dependent intracellular transport; regulation of microtubule cytoskeleton organization. Gene Ontology annotation, cellular component: cis-Golgi network; microtubule; Golgi-associated vesicle. Bases 333 to 1739 code for a protein of 468 amino acids. NCBI's taxonomy places the organism in Eukaryota, Metazoa, Chordata, Actinopteri, Pleuronectiformes, Soleidae.
GGAGGGCGGGGCUGCUCUGUCUCUCUGUGCUGCCGUGGAGUGGAGAGUGAUGUAGCAAGAGUCCGGGACGCAGAGGGAAGCAGACCUUAACACCAGUGCGGCUGUUUUUCCACCCGAAUUGAAUCUAAAUUAUAAUCUGUGGCGGUGUAUUUCAGGCAGGAGCACACAUGGAUUUAAGUGACAUCCUAAUCUGACGUGAACAUUAGUGGAGCCUCAUCCGUGCAACCUGACACACGGACAUCUUGUUUUUUUCCCCCCUCUCUCUCAGGGUGAACGAGAUAUUUCCCCCCACUUUGGUUUGCUGGAGUGGAGCUCCGUGAAGUGACCGCACCAUGGCGUGGCCCUGUAUCAGCAGGGCGUGCUGCAUGGCCCGCUUCUGGAACCAGCUGGACAAGGCUGACAUUGCGGUGCCUUUGGUCUUUACCAAGUACACGGACGUGUCCGAGAUGCAGCACAUCCAGCUGCAGCCGCCGCAGGCCCGGGUCACCAUAGAAACGCAGCCGCCUCGCGCUCAGACCCGCGCCGCCGCCAACAACAACAACCCCGCCGCUGGCGCGCGGCCGCCGCGCAGGUGCGUCUCCGAGGAGCGCGUGUGCAGCUCGGUGAUGCGCGAGGACUUCAAGCACUGGAAAGUGCGACCGGAACCGAGCUGCAAACCCAAGAACGAGUACCACGAACCGGACACGCCGUUCAACAGCGAGACCCAGUACCAGAAGGACUUCAAGCCCUGGCCCAUCCCGAAGAGGUACGACCACCCGUGGAUACAAAGACCUACGACCACCUCCUCCGGAGACGAGCGGGCACCGGAGCGCUCCAGGCAUGCGAAAAAACACGCGGCAGACGCGGACAGCGGCGUGGAGAAGAGCGCUAUUGCUGACAAGGUGCAGGAGAAAGACCUGCUGCAGGGACAAGACAGGAAGAAGAAGUCCAGUAAACAACAACAACAACAGGGGGAGAAGAAGGUGGAGGCAGAGGUCAAAGGAAGAGCAGUGGACGCUGUCAACAGACAGAUCAAAGAGGAGAUUACAACCGGAACAUCAUACAAAACUGAAUUUAAGGCUUACAGAGAUGUGAAGCCGACCAAAAUGAUCCGGGCCAAGUCUCAGUACCUGCCCCCGGAUGAGAAGACCAGCCUGGAGACCAGCUAUAGCGCCACCUACAAGGGACAAGUCCCUCUGCGUCCGGCCGACAACAAGGCCCAGGAGAGGCGGAGGAUACGCAGUUUGUACAGCGAGCCUUACAUAGACCCCAUUAAACAGGUUGACAGAUAUAGUGCCCUUCGCUCUAAACCCAAAAAGUCUGGAGCCACAGCGGCAGGCCAGAGCAAGCCAGCGAAGAAAGCCAAAGAUAAGCAGAGCGCCGGGCUGAGGGGCGCCAAGAAGACGGCCUCAGAGAACCAGCCUGAGAACCGGCCAGCAGUGGGGGACAAGGAGAAAAGUAAAGAGAUGAACAACAAACUGGCUGAGGCAAAAGAGGUUGUGCUAAAACAGCACCACUACAUACAACUCUGCCAGCCAAUCCGAGACAUUGGCUGGGUGCAGACUCUAAAGCAACACCUGUGGGGCUGUGCGCUACCCGAUCCCAGAGAUGCUAAGGACGAGGUUCUCCGACCCAGCCAUCAUCAUUCCCAAGGUGCUGUUGGAGGAGAACCACCACCAACACCACCUCUGGAGAGGCCCGAACCUCGCAGGAGCAGCGGAGUCGUACGCUUUGCCCUAGAUGGUAACCAGACGGAGUAGUUCUGCCUCCGAGGAUGAAGGAAGCAGCUGCUUUUUAAUGCACUGUCGCUCUGUACUGUAUAUAUCUAGCAUUUAAGUUAAAUAAGCAAACCAUAUCAAUCCUGCACAAACACACACAUACACUACAGACCACAUAUAUUUGAAAAACACGCAUGUUUGAAACAGCUUUUGGCUCAGAGUGAUGUCUUGGCUGUUUGACUCGAAAUGGCAUUAUUGCAAAGGUGCUACAUAAUUCCAUGGGUUCAUGCAAUCUAUUUUAAAAAAAGGGGAUUAUGAAUCCUGUUAGAAACACGACACCAAAAAGUGCUAAAACUAUAAAAUUACAAAACAAAAUGUACUGUUUUAGUGUAAAUAAAUGGGCACAACUUGCA